GUCACAGUAUUUACACUUCCAGGCAAAAUCAAAUGGACCUAAGACUGGCUUGCUAAUCAUUCUCUAUGCAUUUCAAAUUGGCAUACGACGAAGUAGAUUAGAACGAGACGAAAUGCCACACUCUACCUUUAAGAAGCUCGUUGAUUUGGGAGGGACUGCGUGAAGGUGGUGCUGAGGACAGCUCCCGUCACCUCCGCCGCGCCACAACCGAAGUGAGCCCGGGGUGCGCGCACGGCGACAGCGGGACAGCGACCCGAACCUCAGUGUUUGUUUGGCCAUGGCCUCACCCCCCUCAUAACUGAGCAUUAUGGAUUAGUGCAGGGAAGGCGACUGUAAAUCCCUGCUAUUGUGCGCUGGUCUGGAUUUAAACGCUGGACAGAGAUAAAUUGCCAGCGGAGGAUAGCAGCCGCUCCGGGACAAUGGACACGAACAUGCGCAAAUUUACGGUGAGAAGAUGGUUUUCCAUGUACCUGCGCAGGAAGUCGCGGUCCAAAAGCUCGAGUUUAUGCAAACUGGAGGAUGACAGCAUCUUAAAGGAGUUUGAUAUCAGCCAUCAUGUGAAAGAAGGUUUUGAGAAAGCAGAUCCGUCACAGUUUGAGCUGCUGAAGGUGCUGGGUCAGGGCUCUUAUGGAAAGGUGUUCUUGGUGAGGAAAAUCAAAGGUUCAGACACAGGACAACUCUAUGCCAUGAAGGUGUUAAAAAAAGCAACACUAAAAGUGCGGGACAGAGUGAGAUCCAAGAUGGAGAGAGACAUUCUCGCUGAAGUGAAUCAUCCUUUCAUUGUCAAACUCCACUAUGCCUUUCAGACAGAAGGGAAGCUGUACCUUAUAUUGGACUUUCUCAGAGGGGGAGAUCUUUUCACACGUCUCUCCAAAGAGGUGAUGUUCACUGAGGAGGAUGUGAAGUUCUAUUUGGCUGAGCUGGCCUUGGCUUUGGAUCAUCUUCAUAGUCUUGGCAUCAUCUACCGUGAUCUCAAACCUGAGAACAUUCUCCUUGAUGAGGAAGGCCAUAUAAAAGUCACAGAUUUUGGCCUGAGCAAAGAGGCGAUAGACAACGACAAGCGAGCGUACUCAUUCUGCGGGACCAUCGAGUACAUGGCCCCAGAGGUGGUCAAUAGAAGAGGUCACACUCAAAGCGCUGACUGGUGGUCUUUUGGAGUCCUAAUGUUUGAGAUGCUUACUGGAUCCCUACCAUUUCAAGGCAAAGAUCGCAAAGAGACCAUGGCACUUAUUCUCAAGGCAAAACUUGGCAUGCCUCAGUUCUUAAGCCCAGAAGUCCAGAGUUUGUUGCGGGCUCUCUUUAAAAGAAACCCUUCCAAUAGAUUGGGUGCAGGACCUGAUGGAGUGGAAGAAAUCAAACGACAUAAUUUCUUUGCAACAAUAGACUGGAAUAAGCUGUACAGACGAGAAAUCAAGCCUCCAUUUAAACCAGCAGUGGGCCGACCAGAGGACACCUUCCAUUUUGAUCGGGAGUUCACAUCUCGCACACCAACAGACUCGCCCGGCGUUCCUCCCAGCGCAAACGCUCACCAGCUCUUCCGUGGCUUCAGCUUUGUGGCCUCUAACCUGGAUCAGGAACAGCCUCUGACCGAGACCAAACCAAAUUCGGUUAAUCCUAUUGUACAGCAGCUUCAUGGCAACAACAUUCAUUUCACUGAUGGUUAUGAGUUAAAGGAAGACAUCGGUAUAGGAGCGUAUUCAGUCUGCAAGCGUUGUGUCCACAGAAUCACCAGUGUGGAGUACGCUGUUAAAAUUAUCGACAGAGCUAAAAAGGACCCGUCUGAAGAGAUUGAGAUUCUGCUGCGAUACGGCCAGCACCCAAACAUCAUUACUCUAAAAGAUGUGUAUGAUGACGGGAAGUUUGUGUAUCUGGUGAUGGAGCUGAUGAGAGGAGGAGAGCUGCUGGACCGGAUCCUGAGACAGAAGUGCUUCUCAGAACGAGAGGCUUCCGCUGUGCUCUGUACCAUCACCAAAACUGUGGAGUAUCUGCAUUCACAGGGGGUCGUGCAUCGUGACCUAAAGCCCAGUAACAUCUUGUAUGUCGAUGAGACGGGCGACCCAGAAUCAAUCAGAAUCUGUGAUUUUGGUUUUGCCAAACAGUUACGGGCAGAAAACGGGCUUCUCAUGACGCCCUGCUACACUGCUAACUUUGUGGCACCAGAGGUCUUGAAGAAACAGGGUUAUGACGCUGCCUGUGACAUCUGGAGUCUAGGAAUCUUACUGUACACCAUGCUGGCAGGAUUCACGCCCUUCGCCAACGGCCCUGACGACACACCGGAGGAGAUCUUGGCACGCAUUGGCAGUGGGAAAUUUGCCUUGUCAGGAGGCAACUGGGACACAGUGUCGGAUGCAGCCAAAGAUAUUGUCACUAAAAUGCUCCAUGUGGACCCUCACCAGCGGCUGACAGCUCCUCUGGUUCUCAGACAUCCGUGGGUUGUGAAUGGAGAUCAGUUAUCUCAGAGUCAGCUGAUCAGACAGGACGCUCAGCUGGUGAAGGGGGCGAUGGCUGCCACAUACUCUGCUUUGAAUCGAUCACCACAGGCCCCAAAACUGGAGCCAGUCCUCUCCUCCGGUCUGGCUCAGAGAAGAGGCAUGAAGAGACUUACCUCCACUCGUCUAUAGCACCGAGUCCAGACACAGGAGCGGCUGUACCUUUCAGACAUUUGAGUCAAAGUGUCCAGGACACCAGAGAACCAGCAGAGCAUCUGGAGUGUCAGACCGAUCGGCAAAGGAUCUGCAGUGUCUGGGCUGAUGUCAGGAGAUCCAGGUGCACAGCUGUCAUGGCUUGUGGCUGUUUCUUGUAUUCUAAUAAAGUGGUUUUCAUUAUUAACAGUGGAUCAGAGGUAAUUGACCCUUCGCAAGCAGUUUGAUUGACAGGCGAUCUGACCAAUCAUAACGCUGAUAUUAUGUGCCCCCCCCAGUGACUGACCGCCAUUUUGUCCGACAAACAAACCAGUCCGACAAACCUGCCUUAGUAGAGCUUUGGUGAUUAAUAGGAAAAAAUGCUUUUUAAUUAUUGUAAUAGUAAACAGGGAGAUAUAUAGGCUAAACAGCUUUAAUGGACGUUCACACUAUAACGAUAAACGAUGACUAAUUUAUAACUUUUAAAAAUCAUUCUAAAUGAAGGAGUAUAGCCGAGUUCACAUCACAACUAUACGAAGUACGAGACACAAUAUUGUUGGAAUCAUUAAUUUACGAAUUACAGACGGAAGCUUUCGGGAAGUGGUGUUUUAAGGGGAAUAUAAUACUCAUUGAUAUAUUACUUUCAUAUUACUUGUAUGAGCAAGCUGGCAAGAUAUGCUUUACGUGCCUGUGAUGUGAUGAGCACACCUUCAGCCUUCAGAGAGCCGCAUUUGCAGUGACAUUUUAAAGGAAAGACGUUUUCAGCAAUGAAGUCAUAAAGCAACAGCUGUACUGUGUUUGUUGUAUUUAACACAAAUAAAGAUUAAGACACUGAUGGACUGUUAUUCUUUUCUGUACUGAACUAAUAACCCAUUGACAUCCAUUAAAAAAACUAGCAUCCGGUCUCCUUUCCUGCGUUCCGCUGAAGCCAGGGCGUUAGCAUUAGCUGUUACGCUUUUUUGCCUAAUGGUUGCAGGCUUUCCUUUUUAAAAGGGCUUUGGUAUAAUUAUUGUUACAGUUAUCUCAAAUCCUGAAUGUAUCCCUCGAAUGCAUAUUGCAGACCUUUCUGUCUGAAAUCAGCGUAUCAUUUUUCCUGAAAUUCUAUUUCCCCAGGGAGUGCACACAUUUACACUAGGAGAGCAUGGCAUACUGUAUACCGAAAGCUUGUCUGACAGCAACAGGAACGAAGGGGGGCGGGGUUUUGCGAAGGGUCAGUUUGAGCCAUGUAGACGUUGGGGUUGCACUGACUGGAUUACUAGUCGAUUAGUUGAUAAUUCAAUAAAUAUACAAGAUGUACUUUGACUAUUCGACUUGUAAAAAGGAAUACUUGUGAAAACCUUAAACGUCAGCAGCUCAAAUCUUUUUUAGAUGUUCAUGGUGACAGCUCUGCGCCUUUAUGCCGGCAUCAUUAGCAUUUUUUGAACAUGCAUGCCAUUUUUCUCUGUGCUAAUAAAAGCACAAAUAACAUCUAGAGCCUUUCUAUUGCUUUUUCUUUAUUGGUACUGUUUGAUUUUUCUUUGGCCAUGUAAUGGGUACAGGUGAUUAUUUGAGGAAUAUUUUUUUGUUUUUUACAAAAACAGGUGUUUCAGGUGUAAAGUUAGUUUUUUAUUUCCUGUAUUUGGACUGAACUGCUUGAUUUAUUAAUUUAUUUUUUAUUUCUUUGUUGAUAUGCCUGUUUAUCUGCGUUUCUAUUUAUUCAUAUACAGUACGUAUUUGUUUAUAUUAAAUAUAUCUGUUAUGUUUAUUUAACUAAUUGUUGUUUUGAAGUGACCUUUAUCCAUAAAUACAAAAGCUAAAGAAGUGCCACACCUUUGCACUAGACUUGAUAAAUAAGAUGAAGACUUAUAAAAACAAAUAUGUGCAUGUAUUUUUACUUUCCUGGACAUAGAAAUAAUUUGUACAGUACAUAGAAUUUAAAAGUUUAGCGAGCAUACACAUUGGCUGUUUGUGUAUAGUCCCUAGAUCUGGAAAACACAACUUAAUUUAGGAAACUUGAAUAAUUCUCCUCACAUAAUAGGCAACUGACCAUGAAACAUAAUAAUGGAUAUUUAGAUUAAUUAUAUUUGCAUGCCAUAGACAUUUAUAGCAGUCUCUAAAAAAGAGUUUCAUGAAUGCAGGACAAAUGAAAAGAAUCUUUAUUUUGAUAAAGUGGCGCUCAGAAACAGUCCGUUAUUUUUGUAUGAAUAUGAAUAUGAAACCCUGAUGACUUUCAGCCAACCAAUGUGUUGCUGGUGUGGCUUUUUUGUGGAAAUGAAUUGAGUUUUUGCUGCUGAUUUUUACAGAAAUCAUACAUGUUUUAGAGGAACAUGUUUAUGUCAUAACAAUUCAUCAUGUGUAAAGUUUUGGCAGUCAUACCCAACUGCAGUGUUAAUGGGAUCAAUCCUUCGUUUUUGCUAUAUGUUGGCUUGCAUACCAAAUGUUUGUAAAUAAACAGUACUGGUUAAAAAACGAUUUUCAUUUGAUGUGAUUAAAUGUGAUUAAAUCAAUAUUUUGGGGUAGUUUGAGGGGUUUAUUCCA
Messenger RNA from Triplophysa rosa, 5138 nucleotides. It is a transcript of the gene rps6ka2, whose product is annotated as ribosomal protein S6 kinase, polypeptide 2. Gene Ontology annotation, molecular function: ribosomal protein S6 kinase activity; ATP binding; magnesium ion binding. NCBI's taxonomy places the organism in Eukaryota, Metazoa, Chordata, Actinopteri, Cypriniformes, Nemacheilidae. The coding region runs from base 420 to 2621 and encodes 733 amino acids. Gene Ontology annotation, biological process: intracellular signal transduction; protein phosphorylation. The record is from RefSeq and is a predicted model, not a curated record. The transcript has 21 exons.